Phycomyces blakesleeanus NRRL 1555(-) is the source of this 2509-nucleotide messenger RNA. RefSeq lists its product as hypothetical. Gene Ontology annotation, biological process: methionyl-tRNA aminoacylation. Lineage: Eukaryota; Fungi; Mucoromycota; Mucoromycetes; Mucorales; Phycomycetaceae. The record is from RefSeq and is a predicted model, not a curated record. The transcript has 9 exons. Gene Ontology annotation, cellular component: aminoacyl-tRNA synthetase multienzyme complex; cytosol. The coding region runs from base 556 to 2343 and encodes 595 amino acids. Gene Ontology annotation, molecular function: methionine-tRNA ligase activity; ATP binding.
GUCACAGCAGUAAAAAUUACCCUUCCAAAAUUGACACCUUCUACAAAACCCUUUGCCAAUGCCGUCAAAAUUGUCUUGGCUGCUCAUGUAGCUGGAGCAAAACUUAAUCAAACCGCUGGUGAUUCAGUUGAACUUGUCUUGGCUGACAAGUCAUUGACAGAUGCCAACCUUGCAGUCAAGAUUAUUUUGGAUUUGGUUUCAUUUGAUGCUUCAAACACCUCGCUUUUACAGAGUGCUGCUCUUGAACAAGAAGAGGCUGUUAUUACCCCCUUGAUUUUCAAGAAGAAGACCACAGAGGCUCUCCAGAUUGCUGAACAGGCUGUUGUCAAAUACUCCAAGGUCUUUUCAAAGGAUGGAAAGCUUGGUAUUGUAGAUGUGAUUUACUACGGUGCUUUGUAUGAUGUGUUGCAGGCCAACGCUGAAAAGGAAAAGUACAGUGCUUUGACUGCAUGGUUUGAACGCGUCUCAAAGGCUGAGGCUGUUGAAAAGGCUAUCGAAGUUGUCAAGGGACAGAUCUCUAACAAGGCAGCCAAGAAACUUGCUGCUGCCCCUAAGAUGAAGACCAACGAGCAGACUCCCUUGGCCGAACUCAACCCCGAAACUCAAAAGGUGAACCGGAAAGUGUUUAUGAAGAAGCACGAUACUUCCGUCAAGCCUGUUCCUGUUGAGGGUGAACGUAACAUCUUGAUUACUUCUGCUCUUCCCUAUGUCAACAACAUCCCUCAUUUGGGUAACGUCGUUGGUUCUACUUUGAGUGCUGAUGUUUACGCCAGAUACUGUCGUGCUCGCGGAUAUAACAUUAUUUAUAUCUGUGGUACUGAUGAGUACGGUACUGCCACUGAGACCAAGGCUUUGGAAGAGGGUGUGUCUUGCCAGGCUCUCUGUGACAAGUACAAUGCUGUUCAUCGCAGUGUUUACAAGUGGUUUGAUAUUUCAUUUGACUAUUUUGGCCGCACCACCACUCCCAAGCAGACCGAGAUUGCCCAGGACAUGUUUUUGAAGGCAAAGGCCAAUGGUUACUUGCUUGAGCAAACCAUGACUCAGCUUUACUGCGAGCACUGCAAGAGAUUCUUGGCUGAUCGUUAUGUUGAAGGUGUCUGCCCUGUUUGCAAGUAUGAGGAUGCUCGUGGUGAUCAGUGCGAUGCUUGUGGUCGUUUGUUGAACGCCUCUGAGCUCGUCAAGCCCAGAUGCAAGCUCGAUGGCCAUCCUCCUAUUACCAGAGAUUCCAACCACAUGUUCUUGGAUCUUUCCAAGCUCCAGGACAAGAUUGAGAAAUUCAACGCCAAGGUUAACGUUGAAGGCAAGUGGUCCAGCAAUGGUAUCAACAUCACCCAAUCUUGGUUGAAAGAAGGUUUGAAGCCUCGUUGUAUCACCCGUGAUCUUAAGUGGGGUACUCCUGUUCCUUUGGCCGGUUUCGAAGACAAGGUAUUCUAUGUCUGGUUCGAUGCACCAAUUGGUUACCCUAGUAUCACUGCCAACUACACAGACGAGUGGGAGAAGUGGUGGAAGAACCCCGCCAAUGUCAAGUUGUACCAGUUCAUGGGCAAGGACAACGUUCCUUUCCACUCGGUUAUCUUCCCUGGUUCGGAGAUGGCUACCGGUGACGACUGGACCCUUGUACACCACAUCAGUACUACCGAGUAUCUCAACUAUGAAGGUGGAAAGUUCUCAAAGUCACGUAACAUCGGUGUGUUUGGCACAAGUGCUGAAGAAACUGGAAUUCCCCCUUCUGUCUGGCGUUAUUACCUCUUGUCUUCUCGCCCAGAGACCAGUGAUUCGAUGUUUACAUGGAACGAAUUUAUUACCAAGAACAACAGUGAAUUGUUGAACAAUCUCGGAAACUUUGUCAACCGUGCUAUCAAAUUUGUUUUGGCCAAGUAUGACGGCGUGAUCCCCCAGGCUAACCUUUCGGGUGAGUCUGAGGUCACGAUGAUCAAGGAUGUGAAUGUGUUGUUGGCACAGUAUAACGACCAACUUGAGAAUGUCAAGAUCCGUGGUGCUCUUGCCACUGCCAUGGCUAUCUCUGCCCGUGGCAACCAGUACCUCCAGGACUCUGGUUUGAGCAACUCCACCUUUGCCGAGCAGCGUGGCAAGUGUGAUGCAGUUGUGAACGUGGCUGUCAACCUUAUCUACCUUCUUUCGGCUAUCUUGUUCCCUUACAUGCCCGAAGUUUCUGAGAAUAUCUCGCGCCAGUUGAAUGCUCCCCUCCGUCGUAUUCCUGAUGAGUUUAGCCUGGAUAUCUUACCCGGACACAAGUUGAAUGGAUCUGCUUAUCUGUUUACUCAAAUCGAUGAGAAGAUGGAAGAUAUCUGGAAGCAAAAGUAUGGUACUUCUGCCAAAUAAGUAAAAUAUACAUAUAAGUAAAUAAAAAAAUAAAGAAAGAAACUAUUUAUUUACUUGUUUGUUUACUACUAUCAUUACCACCGCUACCCCCACUGUUGUUGUUACUGCUACUGCUGUUUUCUUUUAUGAAUAAAAAACAUAUCUGUGUACACACAUAUACACACAC